CUCUUCUGGUGGUCUCACACUCUCACUGUAUCCACAGUUUGCUCUGUAAACUUCAAUCCCUUUUGUUCCAUUUGGUGCUUCUCAAAACACCCAUUUGUAGUAGAAAUCAUCCAUUCUUUGUAUUCUGACCUCCAAUAUCCAAAUCUUCAACACAGAUGCUAAUUAGGAUUUGGGAGGAAGAAACCCAGAUCAGAUUUUCCGCCUCUCUGUCUCUCUGAUUGAAUCCCAAUCGGCUAGUGAAACAGAAGUUUAUGUCGAGCACUCCACGACCCAGAGAGGGACUUCAUGAUGUUGGUCCCCCUCCAUUCCUUACCAAAACCUAUGACUUCGUGGAGGACUCCACCACCGACGACAUUGUUUCUUGGAGCGGAAGCAACAACAGUUUCGUUGUCUGGGAUCCUCAGGCCUUCUCCAUGUCUCUCCUCCCCAAAUACUUCAAGCACAACAAUUUCUCAAGCUUUGUCCGCCAACUCAACACCUAUGGAUUUAGGAAGGUUGAUUCGGAUAGAUGGGAGUUUGCAAAUGAAGGAUUUCUUAGAGGGCAAAAACAUCUUCUUAAGACAAUCAGGAGGAGGAAGAAUACUACACCACAAACUCAAGCUACUUCACAUCAACAAGCAGAAGUACUGGACCCUUGUGUUGAAGUUGCGAGAUUUGGAUUAGAUGGAGAGAUUGAUCGAUUGAGGCGCGAUAAGCAGGUAUUAAUGUUGGAGCUGGUGAAGCUUAGGCAGCAAGAGCAGAACACUAGAACUUGUCUUCAAGCAGUGGAGCAAAGGCUUAAGAAGACAGAAACGAAACAACAACAUAUGAUGGGGUUCUUGGCAAGAGCGAUGCUGCGGAAUCCCAGCUUUGUACAACAGUUAGUCCAACAAAAGGACUGGAGAAGGGAACUUGAGGAAGCUAUUGAUAAGAAGAGGAGGCGACGGAUCGAUCAAGGGCCUAGUAGUGUUGAAGUAGAUCUUGGUGGUAGUGUGGGAGUAGGAACUACUACUCUUGUUAAGGUUGAACCUGAUGAAUAUGGUGACAUUUCGGAGUAUGAUGUCGCGGGGAUUGAUGGAAUAAGUAUGGACAAUGCUGUAGAGGAAGAGCUGCAGGUAGAGAAAUUAGAGGAUGAAAGUGGAGGUACAGAAGAGCUUGAGGUGGGGUUUUGGGAGAAUUUAUUGAAUGAGAAUAUGGUAGAAGAAAUGGGAUCAUUACUAAACCAAGAAGGUGAAGAUGAGGAAAAUGUAGAUGUGUUUGUUGAGCAGCUAGCCUAUUUGGGUUCCAACAGUCCAAAAUAGAGAAGCUGUAUGCACUUCCUCUUGGCUUCAUUCAUUCACUGAAGUUAAAAGAGGUAGCCAGCUCCAAACCAGUCAAUCCCAAACCCUUGGGGGUAGCCUGCAGGCCCUGGAUGGAGUGGUUCAAUGUGCAUGUUUGGAUGGAUGGGGAUGGAGUUCUCCCCGAAAUGAUAUGCAACUGGAGAAAGAGCUAUGUGUUGGUAUUGAGGGUUCUAUUGGUUUUCUCCAUGUGAUGUUAUAAAAUCGAAAAUGCUAAGCAUCCCAAUGUUUUUUGCCCCAGCUAUCCCAAACAUUAAGAUGGACGUACAUAUAACAUGAUCGAUGUGAAAACGUGAGUCCACAUGUCCGUGUGCUUCCAUUUCAAGAUUUGAGAUAAAUGUCAAAAAAAUAAAAAAAACAC
Messenger RNA from Tripterygium wilfordii, 1677 nucleotides. Its product is annotated as heat stress transcription factor A-6b-like. Gene Ontology annotation, cellular component: nucleus. The transcript is spliced from 3 exons. Gene Ontology annotation, biological process: regulation of transcription by RNA polymerase II. NCBI's taxonomy places the organism in Eukaryota, Viridiplantae, Streptophyta, Magnoliopsida, Celastrales, Celastraceae. The record is from RefSeq and is a predicted model, not a curated record. Gene Ontology annotation, molecular function: RNA polymerase II cis-regulatory region sequence-specific DNA binding; DNA-binding transcription factor activity. Bases 252 to 1280 code for a protein of 342 amino acids.